This is a messenger RNA of Cuscuta europaea, 956 nucleotides long. NCBI's taxonomy places the organism in Eukaryota, Viridiplantae, Streptophyta, Magnoliopsida, Solanales, Convolvulaceae. The record is from the annotation of a GenBank genome assembly.
CUAAAUGAAGAGUUUCGAAAUUAGACAAAACUUUAUAGAAAUUAAUGCAUAUUACAUGGAUGAAAAGAAAAAGCUUACUAUGCUCUUUGUAGGGAUUUAUAAUAAAAUGUAUCAUAUAACAACUACUGUUAAAUAAGUGGCAGUCGUCUCCCUUGCGCAGGGUUUUGAGAUUUUGUGCGUUUCUUGUGCGCCGCAGUUUCGGUAGAAGAGAGGUAAGGUGUGCAAGGUUGGUGUUGCUACAGGAAUCAAGGUAGGCUAAUUAUCCGAGGCAGGCUUUAUUCUUGUGCAGGUUCGGGAGGGACGUCGAGGGAUAUGGCAGAGAUGGAAGAGAUGGUCAAUAAAUGCUACAACAUGGCGCUCCAAGGUGAUGAGGACGAGCUGGUCUUAGACGAGGAGAUUGACGGCGAGGUUGAUGCUUUGAUCCGCAUCGCUACUUUUCUAGUCGUAGGGACUAUUCUCACAGACAAAAUGGUGAAGUUCUCGGUGUUCAGGGAUCUCAUGACUUCUCUUUGGCGCUCGAGAAAAGGGAUCUCUAUCAAAGAGAUUGGCCAAAAGAGGCACUUGUUCACUUUUUACCAUAUUAUUUAUAUGGAAUGUGUUCUUGGAGGAGGAUCAUGGCUGUUUGAAUAAAAUUUGAUGAUGUUGAGGGCGCUGAAACCAGGGGAUAUUCCUCUUCGGGUCCCCCUAAAUGAUGCUGAAUUUUGGGUGCAGGUACCCUAUGAUUACAUAAACUUAGGAGUGACUAGGAGAGUUGUUAAUUUCAUUGAUAAAAUUAUUAGUUUUGAUGAAAGCCAGUUUGAAGAACGAUGGAACUCCUACCUGAGAAUCAGAGUUUGUAUGGAUGUAGGAAAAGCCUUGAAAGUGGGCAAGACACUUAGGAAAGGGCGGGGUAUAGGCCGCAAGGUGGAUUUUAAAUAUGAAAAACUACCUAACUUUUGCUUUGUUUGUGGUAUUAU